CUAGUGCUGCAUUCGUUAGUCGGCAAAUGUGGGAACCGAGAUCUGCCAUCUGACGUUCUACUGCGGAAUAUACACCGUUGGAUUAUUUAAUCGGUCCUUGGAUUAUGCAAAGCAUUUACACAUUUCUAUGGAUUUAGAAAAUCAUUUUCUGGCGGGAUUGUGCAAUGUGGUGUUUGUGGUUUAACUGAGGCAGACGACCAUCGAUUUUUUGCUUUUCCCCGUCGGGAGCGCGGGGCCCAUCACGUUUCUCUGCCGACUUCCUGGGUUCGCUUGCUGUGAUGUAGGUGUGUAUGUUCAUAGUACAGUGUAAAAGAUUCGGAUUUAUUAUUUCAUUUCAAAUCUUACACUGAUACACGAAAGAUCUGAAAACCACGACCUUAAAUAUCCAGGAAGUCGAGUGCUGACAAAAUAUACCCAGUUUUAUCAAAGAUGUGACGACACUGGAAAAGUUACCUGUGCAUCACUACGGCUUGGAUUGAAAUGUUAACUACAGCAUGUAGUGAUUUUAAUUCUAUGGUUUCUAUAUGAGAUCAGCGCUGAGACCAACAGCCAGAGCGACUCUGCCACCGCCAGAUCAGGGCAGUGGUGUUGUCAUUACGCUUGAACAGGUGCGGCCGCACCCCAGACACCAGAAUGAGUAUGUAGACUCACCCCGGGGGCAACCCCUGGGGAGCCUCAAGGCCCCUGCCUCCCAGGGUACUGUGAUCAUCGGUGGUGGGACGAGGGAGAGUCCACACUCUAGGGUUAUACUGCCUGGGCGAGGUGUGAGAGCGCUUAAUACCGUUAUCUCCACCCAGCCUCCUGUGUCUAUAUCCCCUCCUCUGAAGAAGGACCCCUUGAUCGAGGAGGACGAUGGCUCGAUUAUUUGCCGUAAAUGUGGCAAAUGUAGGUGUGGUGCGUGCACGGGGCAGCGAGAGCUGCCUUCUAGGUGGCUCUUUGGAGACAAGUGUGAAAUCAGUGAAGACACUGUGGUAGAAACGUGCACAUGUUUUUGUUGUGUGAAAGGCGUGUUUUACCACUGCGGUAAGGACGAACAGGACUCUGAUUAUGUUUGUGACACAGACCCUUGUGCACUGUGUAGUAAACCGCAUUGUUGUGAACGUUGGACAUGCAUGGCAUUGAUGUCGCUGUGUCUGCCCUGUUUGUGCCUGUAUUGGCCAGCCAAGGGUGUGCUCAAAGCAUGUACUGUAUGUUACAACAAGUGUCGCAAAAAGGGCUGCCAAUGUUCGUCGAAGGCCACAAAGCAUAGUAACGAACAGAGCUCACAGUCACAGUCAAGACGUUUACUGAUCGAGUCGGAUUCGAGUACUGGUAGUUCAUGAGAACCGUUGGCAUUUGUGAUUGUUUUUUUUUUUUCUCGACUUAUGUGUGAUAUAAUGUGCGUACAAACACAUACUACGUACCUGAGUCCCAGAUUUACUGUACCGUGGUUGUCAUGAUUGUGUAAUAUCGUUACUCGUCUGUCGUUCAUCUGAGGAAGACUUACUAUAUAUAUAUAUAUAUAACAAUUGUUUUGACCAGAUUUUUUUCUUCAAAACAUUGUAAUGGAAAAACUUCAUACCAUUCUAUUCUGUAUUCUGUGCCAAUUGACAAAUAUUUUUGUUUCGCUUCUUUAAAUUCAAAAUUCAGACAUGUUGUAUUUCUCAAUAGAAUUUCUGUUAUAGAAUGGAUACUAUUAGCAUAUGUUUCUAUAUGUUCCAAUUGAUUACUAUUGGAUAUUUUGAAGACAAAACUGAAUGCUUUCACAAUGGUUGAUUCCUGUGGAUUUUUGGCCAUGGUGUAUUUUACUCAAUAAAUAUGAAAUUUGGAUGGAUACUUUCGGCAUGUGAAAGAAAAAUGUGUAUGCAUCUUGUGAACUGAGUGCGGAAAUGUGGCUAACUUUGCACAAAAUAGGAACAUUAUUGGGAUAUUAUAAUAACUUUCAUCAUGAAUCAGUGGUUUAGCACUUUUAAAUUUCAAUGGAUUGUGUUAACUACCUCUUAUAGAAAAUAUAGCACACUAACUUUGAAUAUAAAGUCAGCAAUUGUCUUGGAUUACUUAGACGUAUAACACAUGCAUCAGGACACAAUGUCAUCGCAGAUGAAACCUGUAGAAUUUUGGACCAAUUCAGUAGACUUGUGAGUGAUCCAUUUGUUUAUCAGUGAUCCAAUGACAAUAAGUGAACUGCUUCAAAUACAUGACCACCCUAAAAUUUGUUUUGCAAAUAACCCACAUGUUUGGGCCAUUAUAUCUAUGGUUGGUCCAAAGGUAUUAGAGAUGAAGUGAAUCUAAAUGAACAAAGUUUGCACUUUGUGAUUAUAUUGUUUGUGCCCAAGCACACAUUUUGCAGCCUAUGUGAACUCAAAACCAGGAAUUUUGAUUCUCUUCACAGAACUAGUAAUGUAUGUGCUCCAGUAGUUCCUGCAGUCUACAAAAAUCUUGUUUCAUAAAAUAUCUGUCAGACCAUAAAUUACACAGCUACACUGGAAGAUGUUUCAGAUUAUCAGUCUAAAAACUGAAAAUACUCCAAGUUUUUAGACACAGCCUUUGAAUUUAGAAGUGUUUAACUAACAUCAUAUUAAAACUUAAGCAUUUAAUGAAAACCACGAGGAUUUGGCAGGAUCUACUGGUGUAGGACUAGAGAGCACCAGAUGUGGUAGGAUGGGGAUACAUGUACUAGGUUUGGUUUGAGAAAGAGGGUCAACUUGGGGGAGGUUCCAUUUCAUACUAAAAAAAAUAAUUUUAAAAAAAAGAUACUGUGGCAUUACUUUUCAAAAAACCUCAAAAGUUAAGUUUUGUAAGAUUUUCUUUUUUUUCCUUUAAGUGGUCGUCGGGUUUGCUUUAAGCUCCAUUUCACAUUAUAACAUUCUUUCCUUUUUUUUCUUUUUUUUUUAAAUAUAUAUACAUAUAUGAAUUGUGUAUGAAUCACUGAUGAACUUAUCCUUUGAGUUUUGAAAUUUUCUGCUUUAAGAAGGACAGGGGGCAUUCUAUAAGUGUGUCUGUCUGAAUUGGAGAAAACAUUUAUAUGCUAUCAUGUUUGUUAUCAGAGAUCACCCUGGUUUUCAUUCAAAGUCACAGUCUUUCGAAAUUUCAAUUUUACAAUUUCAAAUAUUCACAUGGCUUCAUAAGUCAUCAAUUACAAACAAUUACAGUAUAUUAAUGUGUUUACACCUACAUGUUUACGAUAAACAUUAUUAACAAUUUCAGUGCAAUAGAAAAGAAGCUGUAAGAGUUGUUUUACCAUUUUAAUGAACAAUUUUGUACAUGUACAAAAUCAUCCCCAUAUAACAUAUACCCAUAGCAACAGGUCACCUCAGAAUGCAAAUUUAUCAACUUUAAGGUUUGGUGAAAAAUUCAGAUAACUUUUGAAGUCUAAUGCAAGAGAUUUCCAGAUAAAUGAAAGUUCUUAUAGAAGUUUGCACUUAUUUUAAUAUUCUCUAAAAACCUGUUUUUAAAGUGCAGACCUUUGUAAUAUUUUGAUUAAAAUUACUGUAUAGCACUUGUAUUUUGCAGGUCAACAUUUUCCCCAAUUUUAUUUCCACUGGCUAAUAUUGAAGAUAAAAUAAUUUAGAACACUCCAGUUACUUAUCAGUGAGUCUUUUAAAAAAAAUGAAGAUUUCAAUUUCACAAUUUUUAAUUUAGUAUUGUGAAUUAAUUUUAACGUUAAUUAAAAUCUGCAAAAUAUUGGUGCUAUACAACAAUACACAAGUAAAUGUAUAGAACAUGAGAAAGAAAAUUUUGAUGAUUAAGUCGAAAGUGCAAAACUUUUUUAUUCUUUGAAACAUUUUUAUUGGACACAAGUGCCACACAUACCUUUUCUUUUUCGAGGGUGACAGUUGAAUUCAAGAUUGUUUUCAUGUUUAAAGCAUUUUCAUUUGGUAUACAUUCGUACAUGAUGUUUUUCUUUCUUAUAAAUCUGAACAGGGCCUGUUCAAUUGUUUGUUGUACGCUGUUAGUUACAGAUAUUAGUAUACGAUUAUGUUAAAAAGUUGUUAUUGAAUAGAUUCCAGAAUGUGAGGAUGUAGUUCUAUACGUCACUGUACUGCAACCCUUGGAAAACUUGUGAUUAUCAAAAUGUAUGUAUAUAAUUGUCAUUUAAAACAAAGUGUACAGUCAUUUUGUGUAUAUAAAGAACAGCCAUCUAUAUAUAGAUAUAUGAAUUUGUGUAUACCGGCUAAUGUAAAUGGAUGAAUUUGCAGUUAGCUUGAAAUUUGUACACAGGUUAAUCCUAUCCGUUCUAUUGUACGUCUUCAGCUACACAAUCACAGUGUAUCUGUUAAUAAAUUCAUAAAAUACAGCAACAUUUUUUGUCUAUUAUGGAUUUAAAUAAAAUUCAAAGUAAUGGUUGUAAGGAAAUUCAAGAUUUUUAUAGAUUUUGUUUUCCAAUAAAAGAAAGGGGGAAAAAAAUACGGGUUGAGCAUAUAUUUGGUGUGAAGGUAUUUAACACUACUGAACCUAUAUCUGGUUAACUGAACUGGCUGUCCACUGUCCAUGGACUAUUUAAUGAUAGAAACUGACCAACACAAAGUAUCUUCCUGUAAAGAUGGAUACAACAAUUUGUAAUUUGACUUUUAACAUUUAUGAAGAAAAAAAGUUGCUUGAGGCACUAUAUAUACACUUUGUGUGCAUGUGUAGCAACUUGUCAUCACUAUGCAUUUACACAACUAAUUAAUGAUACAUCAUAAUCUAUCCUUUAUUUACAAAAACAACAUAAUUGAAAAGUUGUUCUGGGAUAUCAUUGACUUUUAAGGUUAGAAAAAUAAGAGAAAAGGAAACUCACUGCUUUGAUUGUAUCAGUUUUAAAACAAAAUUUUUGGAGGGAAGAAAAAAAAAUCAAAACCCCCUGUGGAGAGCCCCGUUGUCAGUUACAUUUUGCAGUGAGCAGAAUUCCUGUAUGAAGUAUGUAUGGAGAAUGUGGAGCAGGUUCCCAUGAACUAGGCUUGUUCUACACCCCAUAAUGGCCGAAUCAGCCACAUCCUGUUGUGUGGAGGAAGAAUAGAGAGCUAGGGAAACAAAGGACCACUAAUCACCAUCCUCAGACCUUGUUCUGGUUACACUCAGUCGGAGCUGAGAUCCUCUUCUAUUUCUCAUAUACAUCUGUAAGGCUGGAAAGUUUAGAUGAAUAUUUUUAUCCAAAUGGGCUUGGCCAGAAGUCUAUAUAUUACUGCAAUGAUAUUGACAGACACUUGAUACUCCAACAAAGGCAUCUGUCAGACUGUCUAAUUAAUAAACUGUGUUUUCACCUGUGCUCAUACACAUUGGUUAUAAAAUUGGAAAAAAAAUUUGAGAGUAUUUGUCGAAAUAACUUGCAUUAAGUUUUUUUUUUUCACUUUUCACCAAAGCUUUCUUUCCUUCUGAAGGCAAUCUCUGAUUUGGUUUAGUUUUGGUAUCAAACAUUCUGUUUCAAAUUUGCUUGUAUAAUACAGGAAAAUGUGGGUUCUCCAUCCUUAAGUCUCCAUAACGAUUUAGUACAUUUUGGUAUUUAUACAGUACCCUGUAAACUGCAUUUGUAAAAUAAGAUUUAUGUGACCGCCAAUGAUAUAUUUCCACCAUGCGCUGUGAAUUGGCUUUUCAUUAACCAAAGAUACAUAGUAGAGCCAUCAACAGACUUGAUAAUGGAGAGAAGUUGGCAUCUACCUGUAGGAGUCGAUGAACCAGAAUUACAUUUCUUUGUGGCAUAUUACAGCGCGGACUAAUUAGGACAAGCUGGUAUUACACACAGUAAACAGUAGCUACGUUCACCUCUGUAUGUCGAGGCAGUUUAUGUGUGAUCUACGUGACAAGUGGGUAUAACACAACAGUGUAAUACACUGUGCUGUACAUUAAUAUACAGGUGUGCUCUCACCUUACAUUGGCUGCAUACUUUUCACAUGUGUGAUGUGCACUGACUACAUGUGUGUUUCAUGGGUGAAUCUCUGUACACAUAUGCUUCAAGCUGAAAGUAGUAUACUCCUAGCCUUUGCAAGGUACACCUGUGAUGUAUGUAGAUGCACACUGUUCUGACAUUUUACUUUUUGUAAAAUAUUAGCAUCGGUUCAGUAGUGGUUUUUACCAAACCAAAGUCUUUAUAUAUUACUACACGAGAUACAUGGUCAGUACAAAGAUUCUGGUAAAAUUGAAUAACUGUUGUUAAUCCUUGUGGUAAAUUUACUGUAGACCCAGAUCUACAAAGUUAUCAUAUUCAUCAACAUCAAGCCUGUAUUAUACUGUUAUAAAGUAAAAGUUGUUAACAUAUUUUUAAUCAUAAAAUGUUCGAUUAGUCAUUUCUUUGUUGCUGUUGUUUAUAUAAACCUAAUCAUGUUAGUUCAGAUUUAUUCUUGGAUCCUAACAUCAUAGAUGAGUCAUAGUUUAAAAUCAUUUGAAGAUCAUAUCGCUUUUCUAGGACUAACUCACUGGAUGGGUUAGAUUUCUGAUCAAUUUCGUCACUAGAUAGACCAUGUUGUGUAUUCAUCAUCAUUCUCAGUAUAUUGUUUUAAAACUAAUUACUUUGUGAAGUUAAUUGUUUUUUAAUUGAAAAUUGUGGAAAAAAAACUUUCAUUGCAUUUUAAAUUGAGAAAAUCUUGUGUGAAUUAUAAGGAUAUCUUUGAACCAAAGUUCUGCUGUUGGUAUACUUUACCAGGAUAAAUUCUGUCAAUUUGUCUGCAAGACGAGUGUUGUUUGAGAUGCUGAAGUUUAUCCUUGAUGGAUAAAAUCUGUGAAUUUGCUUGUUUGUUGAAUAAUGGUAUCAAAUAUUUAAAGAGAAUUUUGUCCUUUUUGGAUUAAAAUUCUGUGAAUUGGUCAGAGAGUUGAAAGUUAAUUUGGGAAAAAAAUUGAAAGUUUUUAUCCUGCCACUGAAUUCUGAAUUGAACUGCUCUGUUUUUGACAUUGUUGAGGAUGGUGUUGUAGACCGUUGUUACUUGUUAGUACUAGAGUAAUUAUAACGUGUGUUAAUUAGGGAGACUUAUGUUAAAAUGUAUAUAUAUAUAUGUAUUAUAUAUAUAUAUUAAGCUUGUUGAACAGUCCUUGUACACAUAAAACAGUGCUGUAAACAAAACGUGAUGCUGUACAUACUCUGUAAAACUGAGGAUAAAAAUAUUUCAGCUCCUUCAAUGGGAAUCUUCAA
Messenger RNA from Ylistrum balloti, 7081 nucleotides. RefSeq names its product protein sprouty homolog 2-like. The record is from RefSeq and is a predicted model, not a curated record. The transcript is spliced from 2 exons. Gene Ontology annotation, cellular component: membrane; cytosol. NCBI's taxonomy places the organism in Eukaryota, Metazoa, Mollusca, Bivalvia, Pectinida, Pectinidae. Gene Ontology annotation, biological process: animal organ development; multicellular organism development; negative regulation of fibroblast growth factor receptor signaling pathway. The coding region runs from base 525 to 1322 and encodes 265 amino acids.